Messenger RNA from Pogona vitticeps (central bearded dragon), 4758 nucleotides. RefSeq names its product centrosomal protein 128 (gene CEP128). Gene Ontology annotation, cellular component: centriole; spindle pole. Lineage: Eukaryota; Metazoa; Chordata; Lepidosauria; Squamata; Agamidae. The record is from RefSeq and is a predicted model, not a curated record.
CCCCUGGCGCCUUGCGAGGCCGCUCUGCCUCGGUCGCAGGGCGGCUAGUUUAAGUUGCCAUAGCGGCGGCGGGGUGGUGGUUAGGGUAGGAACCUUUUGGCAGAGUGCCGGACAGUUGGAGCUGGAGGCGUCCGGGAGUCAUGCUUCGAUACUGAGGGCUGUCUGGCUGGUGAAGAGGCGCGGGUGGAGGCCCGGAGCGAAGAACUGGGGAAAUACCAAUGGCAGAUUCGUCCAGUGAUUCUGGCCACUUCCGUCAGAGAGGUGGAAGACGGGGUCCUCUAAGAGCAAACAGAACUCAAAAUCAUAUUGCUGAAGAUGUUACAGAGAAGAUCCAUACUUUAGCAAGCACUUUGCAGGAUACUAAUCGGAACCUGAAACAUGUGGAUCAGAUGCUUGGCCAGUAUCGAGAGUACAACAAUGAACAGGCAGAAGCAAUUACGAAUCUUAAAGAAACUCUGGAACAGUCCAUAGGUCAGUUAAGGAGCCAACGAUUAUCGAGAAAUUCUGGAGUAAGAAGUGCAUCACUUUCAAGCUUAUACGCAAGCGACCUGGAUGGUGAAACCCCAGAAGGCCGUCAUUUCCAGCCAACCUCUCCCCUCAGGGAUUAUGGUGAAACAGUAGGUACUACACGGCGGCGAUCCAGAUCUGCUGUUCGAUUUAUCGACCAGGGAGAUAAUCUGGCCCAGGUGCACUCUUUACAUCAGUCACUCAGGGAUCUCAGCAGUGAACAAGUUCGUCUGCAAGAUGAUCUUAACAGAGAGCUCUCAAGAAGAAACAGAACUGACGCAGAAACGAAAAGGAGGUUGGAAGACUUAUCUGACAGGCUCAAUGAGUCCCAAAGACAGGAAACUGUGUCAGAACGGGUACAGCGGAGACUUGAGGAGAUAGAACGAGAAAUCCACUCUGAAAGGCAGCUGGUCAAAAGCCGGCAAGAUCAACUGGGACACAUGUCUGUUCAUCUGCAGGAGGCUCUAAAACAACAAGAUGCCAAAACUAACGAAGCAGAAAUGAUUCUGAAAAGUAAAAUCCUCAAAAUGGAAGGUGAAAAAAGUAAACUUGAACAGGAUUUGGAGCACUCCCGGAGGAAACUGAAUCAGUCAGAAAACAGUCGAGACGCUCUUCUCCACCAGAUUGAGGAUCUCCGUUCCCAACUCCUUAGAGCAGAAGAGGAGCGUCUGAAUUUACAGCAUCAAAUUACUCAGGUUGCCAUACACCAGCGUCGUCUAGAUGAACAGGGAGAUGACAGGAGAAAUCAAAUAGUGACUCAGUGGUCUGACCAAGAGAAGAAGGAGCUGGAGAAACAGAUCUGGGAAUUGAGAGAAAAGCUAAGUCACAGUGCUGUAAUGUCAGAGAUAGAGGAAUUAAAACGAUGCAUAGAGCGCAAGGACAAAGAGAAAGCACAGCUUGGAAUGCAAAUAGAGGUGUUAACAUCUGACUUAGACAAGAGGGAGACUCAGCAGCAAAGAAUGCUGAAUCAGCUGAAAGAGAUACAGAACAACUACAAGGCCUGUGAGGAUGAGUGCAAAGCUGCAGAACUCCAGGUGACUGAAUUGGCUCAGCAACUAGAAGAGUCAACUAAGGAAGCAGAGAAGUACCUCUCUGAAUUCAGACAAUCUGAAGCACUCAGGCUAGAGAAUGAGAAGAAGAAAGAGGAAUUAAAACUGAAAGCUCAGGAAUCUAUUAGGCACUGGAAGCUAAGAUGUAAGAAACUGGAGCAUGAAAUAAGAAAACAGACUGAACUUCACAACCAGUUGAUGGAAAAGAACACUGUGGUUCUUAAAGAGAAGGAUGACUUGAAGAGUCAGCUGCUUUCAGCUAUGCACCAGAUGGAAAACCUUCAGAAGGAACUGACUGAUGUUCUUGAGAAGAGGGCCAAACAAGAAGAGGAGCUGCAUUGUAAAGAAGUGAAGCUCAAUGAAACUAUAUCACUACAUAUGGCACUUGAACAGGAGAUCAGGGAUGUCAGAGAAACUGCAAAUAAGCUGGAGAAUGAGCUGCAAAAGCAAAGUCUGACACAUACUCAGAUAAGAACUGAUAAACAGCAUUUAGAGGAAGAGCUUGCAACUAUUAACAUGAUACAUGAAAAAGACCAGGCAAGACUUCUAGAUAUGCAAGCUGCCAUAAAAAACUUGAGUGUUAUUACGGCUGAAUUGACCAACCAACUGGCAGAGGAGGAAAAAUCCAAGAAGGAGCUACAGAAGACCUUGGCCGAGCUUCAGAAACAACAGGAAUCUAGUCAGGAAGAGAUGGCUACAGUCAGUAAGCAACUGAAGUUGGAGAGAGAUGUCCACAAACAAGAGCUGACCGAACUUCAAUCAGAGUUGCAACGAGUGAAAAGUAAACAUGACCAACGUGUUCAGGAAAUGAUGAACCUAUUCAGCCAAGAAAAGGAAGAGGCAGAUAGUCACGUUGGAAUGUUGAAGGCAGAACUUAUAGAAGAAAAAAAUUUGGUAAAAGCUCAUCGUCGACAGGUAGAAAAGAUGAAAAUUGAAUGUGAUAAGCUUUCAGAGGAGUUAACCCACAAAGACGAGGAAAAUGCAAAAUUUAGGCGAAAAUGCCAGCUGAUGAAACAGGAAUUGGAUGAAAAGCAUAAACGAAUAAAUAGUGAAGAUGAUCACUUAAAGAGGAUAGAGGAAGACAGAUUACAACUGCACAAUCAACUGCGAUUUCUUCAGAAUGAAAAGGAAUCCAUCCUCUCUAUGAUAGGAAGUGAAAUUGAUGCAGCAUGCGAAGUCCUUUCUAGGGACUCAGUGGAGAAAUUUACAGCAGUAUCACUUACACCUGGAGUACAGAAAGACCCUCAUCGCUGGUUAGCAGAAACAAAGACUAAACUCAGAUGGCUAUGUGAAGAAGUAAAGGAGAGAGAGGUUAAGGAAAAGAAACUCCGACAUCACUUGCAACAGAGUCGAGAGCGGCUGAAGCAGCUGACUUUGAGCAAGGAGACUGAGCACCAGCAUCUCAUUGGUCAAAUAGAAAAGCAGGAACAGCUCCUGGAUCAAGUUUACCAGGAGAAGAAAGAGCUACUGGAGAAGAAUCUCAAGAAGGAGGAAGAAAUAGAUGCUUUGCAGGAGAGAAUAUCAGCUCUGGAAACAAGUACUCAAGUGGCCUUGCACCAUCUGGAAUCUGUUCCUGAGAAACUGAACCUUUUAGAAGAUUUCAGAGAUUUUGGAGAUUCUCACAGGCAAACAGAAAUCACUGAAGAGAGAUACAGUAAAUACAAGGAAAUCAUGGGCUCUUUACAGCAACAUCUGAAUGAUUCAAAGCGAAGACUUGAAGACUUCAGGGGACGGAUUCCUCGCUGUACAGGCAGCGAAAAUGGCCGCGGUAUGGAGGAUCUUCGCUGGACGGAUAAGAAAACUAGAGCUGAUAUUUCUGCUAUACAGAGUACGUCUUCCAACUGGCGAACCAACACUGGCUUUAUGUCCAGCUCCAUGCUUUCCAAUUCAGGAUGUCAAAAUGCGGUUACUGAGUUGUGUUCCCCUCACCUUUCAUUCAAAGAGCAGAUUUCCAAAACCCAACCACAGCUGAAGUGGGAUUCCAGCUUUUCAGGGCAUUUACCAAAAGUACUUUUCCGUUGGAUUUAAAUUCAAGUAAGGUGGUCAAUGGAAUGAAACCGCAAACAGAAAAAGAGAAAUACUAAAGCAACAAAGAGCAUGCAGUUUCACUGUGGGAAAUUCAGCUCUGCACCAUUUUCUUCAUCUCUGGCUGCAGUCAAGAACAGCUGUAUUUACAAAAGCUGUGCCGAUUCUGUGGUUCAACAUAUGCCAAAUAGUGACUGAAAACAACAUCUCCACUGUGUAGUGAAAGUGAAGCAAGGUAAACCUGAAGAUGCACCAUAUACUGUAAAAUGCCAAAGCAUCUUGUGGUAUGAAGCUCUGUAACCUUUUGCUUUUCCUUCUAUCAAUCAAGCCUCAAUCAACUUCUCAUACCACUUGUGAAUUUCUUUUAUUGAGUUUUUAAAAUAUACAUAUCCAGAUAUAUACGUACAUAAGCUACUUCAUAUAUUUUAAUUUCAAAGAUACGAUAAAAUUUCAGACAACGUAUAAGCACAUUUUAUAUUAAUCAGGAACUAAGUACUGUAACAGAAAUUGUUUUGUGUGUAAAUAAGAUAUUUUAUGACAAAGUAUGGAAAGGUACUGUAUAUGCAUAAUUAGCAUUUUACAACAAAAGGUGCUUCAGAUGUAUUAUGCAGUGAUUUUAUCAGAAAUAAUUUAAAUCUGAAACAAUUAGUUGAUUUUGCUUCAGUUUGGGGAAAGUUGAGAUUGCAUCCCGUAAUUCAUCCUGUUCCCUGAACCACACUCAGUGAAAAAUACCUAAUCCAAAUUUCUCCCAAACUGGAAAAAAAAUCAGUAAUUUAUUAUAAGCCACUUUUUAUGAUUAAGCAUUAGAAUCUCUUUAAAAACUAAAAAUAUCUUAAUAAUGUAAUGAAAUAUUUUUAUUCCUCAUUGGAUCUUCAUAUUUGAGAACCAGAGUCGCAAUAUCUAUUUUUAUACUAGGAAACCUCCUUAGGAACAUCUGUAAUUUAAUAAGCAGAUAGGAAUCAUUUGGCAAGGAAGGGUGAGUGUAUAUGAGUAUCCAGGCUUUUAAAGAGCAAUUUCUAAUCAUAAUGGUAUUUCUACUCUGUCUUUAUUAAGUUUACUGAAAUGUCACUUUAAUUUUGAAGUGUUAACAGCUGUUCGCAGUGUUUUAGUUGAAUACUGUCGUCUCCAUUGAUGAAUUCAGCUAAUUUUUUUUUCUUGAUGUUUCUAAUAAAACCCC